Caenorhabditis elegans is the source of this 4920-nucleotide messenger RNA. It is a transcript of the gene cdh-5, whose product is annotated as Cadherin domain-containing protein. The record is from RefSeq and is marked reviewed. NCBI's taxonomy places the organism in Eukaryota, Metazoa, Nematoda, Chromadorea, Rhabditida, Rhabditidae. Gene Ontology annotation, biological process: homophilic cell-cell adhesion; cell adhesion. Gene Ontology annotation, cellular component: plasma membrane; membrane. Gene Ontology annotation, molecular function: calcium ion binding. The transcript is spliced from 22 exons. The coding region runs from base 208 to 4557 and encodes 1449 amino acids.
GUUUUCAGUAAUAAAUUCCAUCAAUCACAUGACCGAAUGAUGAGGCAUCGACGACGUUCCUCAUCUUUAAUUUUUUCACUUCUUCUCAUUUUAUCCCCCUUAUCAAACGCUCAAGAUCCACAAAUAUCCGAUCAACCGAUAAAUUCCAAUCAUGCACCUGUUCUCCAAGUAUCAUCUACCGAAGGGUUCUUAACUGAAACAGCCGAAAUGGGGACAACAGUCAGAGUUUCCCCAAAUAGUCAGUCUGAAUCAUUACAAAUUUUGGUCAAUGAUGAAGAUUUGCAACCCGGAAUGCCUCCAGCCACUUACCAAUACAUCCUAACAGGGCUUGGAGCAACAAUUUUUGCCGUUGACCAAAGGGGUUUCGUUUAUUUGAAUGUUCCAAAGAUUGAUGCUGACCCACCAAAUCCAAGUACUUAUCAAUUGAAUGUUGAAGCCCGAGAAGUGAAUACAGUUCCAACCCGUCGAAGUGAGCCCGUCACAAUCACAAUUCACAUUUUGGACAUCAACGAUAACUCUCCACAAUUCGAACAACCGAUUUAUAUGGCCAAUACGACAGCCAGUGGUGAUGAACGAGAUGUUGUAAAAGUGGUGGCUACAGACGUAGAUUCUGGAGCUUUUGGACAAGUUACUUACACUAUUGCUCAAGUGACCAAUGGAGGAGAAGAUAAAUUUCGUUACGAGACGGCUACAAAUAUGCUGGUUGCUACUGGAAAUCUGGUUCCUGGAGAAAGAUAUCAAGUAGUUAUUGAAGCAAUCGAUGGAGGUGGUAGAAGUUCACAGGCUAUCGUAAUAGUUUUGGCACUUGAUCCAAUGCAUCAGACAUUCAGUUCUCUUGCUCCAUUGCCUGGAAUGGAAACGUUUAUGCCUAAUCCUUUGGCAAUGGCAACAACUCCAGGAACAAUGGUAACCAGCGCAGAAUCCGAGGAGACUAUUCAAACAUUUGUGACAGAAGUCAACGAGAAUACACCACCAAAUACAGUUGUAGUGUCAUUAGGAGACGAAAGUUCCAGGGAAUUGACAUAUUUCAAUGUUGUUGGUGGAAAUGAGGAAGGCAAAUUUGCAAUCGAUGAUGCUGGAACCAUUGUAACCGCUGAGGAGCUUGAUCGUGAAAAGACAGCAAUGUAUUCUCUUCAAGUUGAAACCAGAUCCAGAAAUCCAGAUCAACAUCUGUACUGGACUCUUGUCCAGGUUACUGUAAUGGAUGUAAAUGAUAAUGCACCAACCUUCACUGAUCCUCAACCAAUUCGUCUCCGAUUGAGUAUUGAUGAUAUUGAACAACUGACUGGAAAUAUGAUAAUUGGAAGAAUAGGAGUUGAAGAUGCAGAUGCUGAUGAUAAUGGACGACUUGAAUUGAGAAUAAUGCCACCUCAUAAUAAACUUUUUGCAAUUUCAAACGAUGGAAUUCUCAGUGUAAAUGGUGAUUUCACUGCUGCACACUUUGGAGAGCACGAUUUGACUGUAGUGGCAAGAGAUCAUGGUGAACCAUCUCUAGAAACAAGAGCAAGAGUUCAAAUUUCUAUAUUUGGAACUCUCAUCACUAUGGCUACUGUGGCACCAACUAAUGAAGUAUUCGAGUACACUUCAAGUGUUGAAGAAGAACCUCAGACAACGAAUCCAGAUGAACAUCUCCAAACAGUCACUACAUCCCCAUCAACCAAAAAUCAAGUUUCUCAACAAAUAUUCUCGUCGUUCCCAGCACCACAAGUGGAACAAACUGGUGCUCCAGUGGAACCUGAGUUUCCACAAUUCCCAACAUUCCCCACACUCAGUCCACAUCCUCAGAUUGACGAGGAAACCGAAGAAGAUGAAGAAGUAACAGACGAGUAUCCGGAUACUGUAGCUACCGUACCCACUGUUACAGUAGCACCCGAUUAUUCAGAGGAAUACGGACAAGAGGCGAGUAGUAGUAGCAGCACGAUAUUGCCAGAUGUUCAAGGCGUUUGGAGUGAAAUUUCUGAACUUCCAUCUGAGAACCCCAUCACCUACACAGAAUCCCCAAUCACCGAAUCUACAGCCCCAGCACCUGAAACUUCACCUGAAACCGCUCCUGAAAUUACACCAGAACGUGGAAGUUCGGCUGAAAACGAAUUGUAUCCGACUGAAAUUGCACCUGAAAAUGUUGAAAAACCCACCGAACUUGCACCAGAUUUAUCUGAAACCACUGAAAAUACUGAAAAUCAAUGGCUACCGGACGUUGUGGAAACCAGUCAGGAGCUCCCCUCACUGCCAACUACAAAAAUGGCUCCACCACAACCUGUACCAACUCAAUCUCCUCCAUUACCAACUCCGAAACGGUUGGCGCCAGUGUUCAAACCAUCCCAGAUUACUGUACAGAUUGAUGAGAAUGAGUCACAAGUUGAAAUUACAAAAGCUCAUGCCACGUAUCCAGAUGGGUUGUCAGGAACGAUUACCUAUGUUCUUCAUAAAGGAGAUCCAAGUCUUUUCUCAGUUUCCUCGUAUUCUGGAUCUGUUAAUUUGCUUCGAGCACUGGAUGCUGAAACUAACUCGACAGUUACAAUUCAAAUCUCCACUUCAGAAGCACAAACUUUGGAAGUUGAUCCAAAACUUGCACAUUUUGUGAGUAUUACCAUCAACGUUGCUGAUAAGAAUGAUUGGAUUCCAAACUUUGAAAGUGCAUCAUAUGAAUUUGAUGUUAAAGAAGACACGUUGCCCGGAACAAUUGUCGGACAAGUUAAUGCAUUCGAUCAGGAUAGAGAUGAACCAAAUAACCGAAUUCGAUAUCGAUUGUUGUCUGCAGGAGGAUUGGAAGCACAUUUUAAUGUUAAUGCUGAGAGUGGAUUGAUCACAUUAGCAAGACCAAUUGAUGCAUUUGCCGGGGAAAAGAUUACGCUUCGUAUCGAGGGAGCUGACAGUGGAAUGCUACCUCUUUCUUCAACGACAACAGUGCUCAUCAACGUGGUUGCCACGUCAUCACAUCUGAUUCCAGAUGCUUCACCUGUCUCGAAUACGCCAAAUGAAGGAGAACUGCAAUUUAGUCUGAGGAAUUAUACUGCAUCUGUGUCUGAAGCAGUCCGUCCUCCACAUCUUGUUCAAGUUUUGUCUGUGAUGAAUAAGCCAACGGAUACCAGAUUCAUAAUUUGCAAUAUUAUAUCUGGAAAUUAUCGUGGAGCAUUCGGAAUCACUGCUGGAAAUGAUGGAAAUUGUGAAUUAAGAACACAGAUGGAAUUAGAUCGAGAAACUGUAGAAAGAUACUUGUUGAAUAUAACUGUAACUGCUGGUGCACAAACAGACUACGCUUUAGUGUCUAUAACAGUUCUUGAUGUGAACGACAAUGUUCCUCGAUUUGUGUAUGAUUCGGAUCUGGGAUUGACCACAUACUUUGGAGCUGUUUCUUCAGUUGCAAAUGCAUUCACAAGAGUGUUAACUGUAAAGGCUGAAGAUGCAGAUCUUGGAAACAGCAGCUUGGUCAACUACGCUUUGGAUCCACUUUCAGCACAUUCAAAAUACUUUUCUAUUUCACCAUUUGGAGAGAUUAGCACAAAACAGAGCAUGUCUACCAUUUUGAGUAGAAAUAGACUCCAAUUCUUCGAAUUCAGAGUUUCCGCCUGCGAUUCCCCAAUUUCUGGGCAACAAUUGUGUUCAAAAGCUGAUGUUGUCGUGAAUGUGAUUGGUUCAACUAACAGAUUCAAGAUGAUUAUUUAUGGAUUGAACCCACAACAAUUGAAGAAACAUGAAAAGGAUUUAGUGAAAUCAACUAGACAAUUUACUGGAAGUUGCAAUUUAUUGACGAUCGAGAAAAUGAUUGAGCAUACUGCAAUUGAGAACCAGAUCCGAACUGACAUCUACUGGUAUGCAGUGAAUCCAACGACAAAGAAGAUUUGCAAGAAACAAGAUAUCCGAAAACUAUUCGAAACUUCCAAUGUACAAUUAAUUGCUGGAAAGGUUCAACCAUGGUUCAGACUUGAAAGAAUUUCAGAGGAUGCCGGUGAUGAAGGAAAUAUGUCAAGCGGUGGAAUUUUAUCAACCAACUGGAAGACUUCCAAUAUUCUUUUAAUAAUACUUGCGGUAACUGUUGCUCUUGGAGCAAUUAUUGGAAUUUGUGCCGUGUGUGUAUUCUGGAGCCGUUAUAAGACAGCCCAACGAAAUGCUUCAAACUUCUCUCACUCGUAUCCUCAGAAACUAGGACCAAUUUAUCAUCCAACAAUGAUGGGAGUUGAUCCAAGAACUGAAUAUGAUUAUGAAACACAAAAUGUGAAUAUGCUCAUUUCGGAUGAAGAUUUAACAAUGAAAAGUGGAUCAAUUGGAGUACCAGCUCAUCAGCGAAUGACAUUGAUGGGUGCAGGAGGUGGUCCUGGAAUGGGAGGACCUGGUGGACCACAAAAUGGUCAAGGAAAUCAAAGUUAUAGAACAUAUGGAUACAGACCUGCACAUAGUACAGCGUAUGAAGGAGACUUCAGCAUAGAAGAAUCAAUGUAUGCCAUAAACCCAUCAGGACGAUUGGAUCCUAUUACGAAACGUAUACAGACAAUCGUGAUUCCAACACCAGAUUAUCAUCAACGAACACAUCCAAAUCAACAUAAAUCAAUACUUUAAUCAAUUAAAAUUCAAAAUAUUAUUUUUGUUAAAACUUCUAUCUUUCAAAGAAUCUCAUGUUCCUCAAUUUCUCCCCAUUUUCUUUCAGCAUUUUCACUUUUUCAUUCAUUUCGCUCAAUUUGUUCAUCAACUCCUUGUGACGUCCCAAUAUAGGUGCUCAAAAUGUCUAAUUUAUAUCAAUUUUCUCACCUUCAUUCUUUUUCUCUCUCAUUCAUCCACAUUUGCCAGUGAUUUGUGUUCACCCCGCCGUUUCAGUGACUUUAAAUUAUUUAUUCGACAAUUUUAAUUUUUUUGCAUGCUUACAAAUUUGUUGAAACGGUGUAUUUACUUGAAAUAUUUUUUUAAAUACAUAAUACAAUUUAA